UGUGUGUGUGUGUGUGUGUAUAUAUAUAUAUUUGCUGAUAACUUGUAUAAGUACUCCUCCAGAAAAUUAACUCCCUUACCUCGAUAUUUCUAUUAAGCUAUGCUUAGGACCACACAUUUUGUUCUCAUUGAUAAGGUCUUGAGUUCAUGACAUUUCCAUUGGGUGAAUGGGCAUGUGGGCAACCUACAUCAUGAGGGAUCCAUGAAAAAGUAAAAAAGGAAGACAACUUGCCUAAACUAAUAAGGCUAAAUCCAAUGUCCUUGCACCCACUCCCUCUUUGUACGAAUAUCUUAUCCCAAUUCCUAAUAUCCAAUAUAAUAUCAUCUUAAAUCUAAAUCUCUCCAUAGAACUUCCUUCAAGUUCUCAUCCUUUCUUUGCUAAUAUUUCUUUCUGAUCAUGACGACCACGCAAUCCGAACCCACAUGGGAAGAGCUCCUCGGCGCCAAUAACUGGGACGGCCUUCUCGACCCUCUCGACCUCGCUCUCCGGAAGCUCAUCCUCCGUUGCGGCGACUUCUGCCAAGUCACCUACGACGCCUUCAACAGCGACCAGAACUCCAAGUACUGCGGCGCCAGCCGCUACGGCAAGUCCUCCAUUUUUCGCGCAGUCUUCUUUCCCAACGCCUCCUCCUACGACGUCGUUUCCUUCCUCUAUGCCACCGCCCGCAUCAGUGUCCCCGAGGCCCUCCUCCUCCACUCCCGCUCCCGUGACUCCUGGGACCGCGAGUCCAACUGGAUGGGCUACAUCGCCGUCACCACCGACAGCGUAAGCAGAUCCCUCAGCCGCAGAGAAAUCCACGUCGCGUGGCGCGGCACCAUAAGGGACUACGAGUGGAUCAACGUUUUAGGGGCCGAUCAAGACUCUGCAAAGCCUCUGCUUAACAAAGACAGUACUGAUCAUGACGCUAAAGUGAUGAGGGGCUGGCUUACUAUUUACACUUCGAACAAUCUAAAUUCUCCCUUUGUGAAAACAAGCGCGAGAGUCCAACUCCUGACCAGAAUCAAACAGCUUGUGGAGAAAUACAAACAAGAGAAGCUCAGCGUGGUGAUAUCCGGGCAUAGUCUCGGUGCCGCCCUGGCCGUUCUCAGCGCUUUUGAUUUAGUCGAAAACGGCGUCGUUUCGGAGAGUUUUCCGGUCACCGCUUUUGUCUUCGGGUGUCCGCAAGUAGGGAACGAGGAAUUCAAGGAGAUAGCGGAGAAGCACCGGAACCUUAAAAUUCUCCACACGAAGAACACAAUCGACCUAAUACCACAUUAUCCGGGGAUGUUGUUCGGGUUCGUGGACAUGGGGGAGGAACUGGUGAUCGAUUCGAGGAAGUCGCCGCACCUGAACGAGUCGCUGUUCCCCGGAGACUGGCACAACUUGCAGGGGAUGUUGCACGUGGUCGCAGGGUGGAAUGGGGGAGACAAGGAGUUUGAGAUGAAGGUGAAGAGGAGUUUUGCGUUGGUGAACAAGUCGAGUGGGUUUCUUAAAGAUGAUUACUUGGUGCCUGAGUCGUGGUGGGCGGAGAAGAACAAAGGGAUGGUGUUGGAUGAGAGUAGUGGGGAAUGGAUUUUGGCUCCGCCGGACGAUGAGGAUUUGCCUGUCCCUGAGUUUUGAACUAGCUAGCUAGCACUUUUAGUUCAAUGGAUGAAAAUUGAUAAAUAGAUGAAUAUAUUUCCUGUAAUAAAUCCUAGUUGGAAAAUGGAAUAGUGGGUAUCAUACGUGUG
Messenger RNA from Morus notabilis, 1709 nucleotides. RefSeq names its product phospholipase A1-IIdelta. Gene Ontology annotation, biological process: lipid metabolic process. Gene Ontology annotation, molecular function: glycerophospholipid phospholipase A1 activity. The record is from RefSeq and is a predicted model, not a curated record. NCBI's taxonomy places the organism in Eukaryota, Viridiplantae, Streptophyta, Magnoliopsida, Rosales, Moraceae. The transcript has a single exon. The coding region runs from base 397 to 1599 and encodes 400 amino acids.